AUGGCAUUGCAGUCGACAGCUCUCAAAUCUAUCAAGUCUCUCGCCCCUCUCCUGGACCGUGUCCUCGUCCAGCGCAUCAAGGCAGAGGCUAAGACCGCAUCCGGCAUCUUCCUCCCAGAAUCUAGUGUCAAGGAGUUGAACGAGGCAAAGGUCCUUGCUGUUGGCCCCGGAGGUUUGGAUAAGGAUGGAAAGAGAGUUGCUUGCAGUGUUGCGCCAGGUGAUAAGGUUUUGAUUCCUCAGUAUGGAGGAUCACCCGUCAAGGUCGGAGAACAAGAAUACUCUCUCUUCCGGGACUAUGAACUUCUCGCGAAGAUCAACGAAUAA
Venustampulla echinocandica is the source of this 324-nucleotide messenger RNA. Its product is annotated as Heat shock protein, mitochondrial. NCBI's taxonomy places the organism in Eukaryota, Fungi, Ascomycota, Leotiomycetes, Helotiales, Pleuroascaceae. Gene Ontology annotation, cellular component: mitochondrial matrix. The transcript is spliced from 3 exons. The record is from RefSeq and is a predicted model, not a curated record. Gene Ontology annotation, molecular function: metal ion binding; protein-folding chaperone binding; ATP binding. The coding region runs from base 1 to 324 and encodes 107 amino acids.